Messenger RNA from Triticum urartu, 2575 nucleotides. The record is from RefSeq and is a predicted model, not a curated record. NCBI's taxonomy places the organism in Eukaryota, Viridiplantae, Streptophyta, Magnoliopsida, Poales, Poaceae.
CAGUAUUACGAAUUCAUUGUGGCCAUGGGCUCGCCUGCAAGCAAUGGCAGCGCGCAGCUCCUCCUCCGCCUCAUCUUUUUCUUUGCUUGGUUGCACCUCUCUGGAGCGCAAUCUCCCGAUGCCUAUCCUCCCGCUACAGCCCCAGAUGCCUCUCCUACCCCUUCUUCCGAUCCGGCUCCUUCCACCAGUCCCGCUCCUUCCGAUCCCGGUUCCUUCAGUCCCCCUCCUGCGCCUUCCGGUUCACCAGCUCCAGUCGAAGAUACCUCUCCUCUCGCUCCCGUUCCAGCCGCAGUAGCCUCACCCUUCUCGUUCAGCUUCGACUUCUCCAACGCCUCCAGCUACCGCAUAGAAGACCUCAAAUUAGAGGGCAACGCGGCCGUGCACGACAACCUGGUCGACGUCACCUGCAACUCGUUCGGAGAGAGCCCCACGCACUGCACGGGACGCGUGUCGUACGCGCACCCGGUGCCGUUCUACGACAGCGCCACCGGCGAGGUGGCCAGCUUCCAAACGCGCUUCACCUUCGCCAUCAUGUUGGAGUUGGAAAACAAUAGCAAGACCGUCAAGGGUGAUGGCAUGGCUUUCUUCCUCGCCUAUUACCCAUCAGCCAUGCCGCCGCACUCAGGCGGGGGAAACCUUGGCCUGCUGCCCUCUGGCGACGACGGCAAGAGCCUGACCGCCUUCGGAAACGACCGGUUCGUCGCCGUGGAGUUCGACACGUUCAGCAACUCCUGGGACCCCGACAACACGGUGGACCACAUCGGCAUCGACAUCAGCUCCAUGAGUUCGGUGAAGACGACAAACUUGACCAGCUUUAGCCUCAACGGCUCCAUGACGGCCACCAUCACCUUCGACAACACCACCAGGAUGCUGGUCGCCGACCUGCAGUUUCAUGGCAAUAAUACUUCUCGCCCCGUCCAGGUCAGCGCGCAAUUAGCCGAUCCGGUCAGCACCUUGCUCCCGCCUCAGGUGGCAGUGGGGUUUUCCGCAGCCACAGGCAAUGAAAUGGAGCUGCAUCAAAUACUGUCAUGGUCCUUCGACUCCUCACUUGCUCCGCCCCGCAAAGGUCAUGACAUGAAGGCAGCGCUUAUUGGAGGGUCAAUUGGAGGAGCCGUAGCUUUGGUGGUUAUGGUGUGGUGUGUCCUCUCAUGUUUCAAGUGGAGAAAGACCAGUACAAGCCAUGACUUUGUAACACGAACUGGCGGACCCAGACAGUUUGAGUACCGUGAUCUGGCUGUUGCAACAGACAACUUCUCCGGGGAGAGGAUUAUUGGGCGAGGUGCCUUUGGAGUAGUUUACAGAGGCACCCUGAUCACUAGGGGGUCAUCAUCAGGUGUGCCCUCUAGAGAAUCAUGUGCAUCGUCGAGUGAACGGUCAAACUCGAAGGGAUCAGAAAGUGAGGUGGCUGUAAAGAAAAUCUUGAAUGAGCCGAGGGGAGGAUAUCUUGACUUCUUCGCCGAGAUGAACACCAUUAGCGCAGCGAAGCACAAGAAUCUCGUCAAACUGAAAGGUUGGUGCUGCCGGGAAAAAAGCCGGAACAUGCUCAGUUUCUUGUGCUGGUGCUGCAGGAAGGAGGAUGACGAGCUCUUCCUUGUCUAUGAACUAGUGCCCAACGGCAAUCUGCACUACCACCUAUGUGAGAGUGAGCAAGUGAUAGCAUGGCCAACAAGGUACCAAAUCAUCAAAGACAUUGGCUCUGCUCUUAUUUACCUCCACCAUGAUUGUGCCCCUUAUAUUCUGCAUAGAGAUAUCAAACCAAGCAACAUACUCCUGGACAACAACUUCAAUGCCAAGCUUGCUGACUUCGGGCUGUCGAGGAUCGGCAACCAGGACAACGCGACGCUGUUGACAGCCGCUAUAGGGACCGAAGGGUAUAUAGAUCCAGAAUGCAGGAAAAUGGGGAAAGUUAAGUUCUACCCGAGCUCUGACGUCUAUAGCUUCGGCAUCGUCCUGCUAGAUAUUGUAUGCACAGGGAAGUCCAGGGAGCAAGUCUGGGAGCUGUACAUAAAAGGCAAGGUCGUGGAGGCUGCAGAUGGAAGGCUUCAUGGCGGCGACGACUUGGACAAGAGGCAGAUGCAGCGCGUGGCUAUCCUGGGACUCUGGUGCUCUCUUCGUGAUAGUUCCAUGAGGCCUACCGUUAGGAAAGCAAUGGAGGUCUUGGAACGUGACGAGCCGUUGCCUGACCUUAACCACUUGGCGAACACUGCGGUACCCUCGGCACAGCAAGACACCUACAUCAUUAGCUCUGACCAGCAUGCACUUUUGUCAGAUGGCAGCUAGAUCUUUCAGUGAGCCAGAAGAAUGACUUUUGGGAUGGUUACGUCAGUCAACAUGGACUACUACACUAUGUAUACACAUGCAUAGAUAUAGCUGGCUCUCAGUGUUCCUACUUACCUGCGAUCAGCCUGGGGUGCAUAGUUCUUAUGCAUCUCACGGUUAAUCUAUGUUGCUGCUGCGGUUUGCAUCAUGUAUUCAUGUUGGUCUUUGUCUGCAUUAAAUGUUGGCUUGGCUAUAUGGGCAAAUGUAAUAAACAGUUAUGAUAGUCAAUGUACUAUGUACGCAUGUUUAUUAUUUA